AUGACUGUCGCAACGGUUGCAAACAACCCACCGUUUGGCCCCAAUGUCAGAGUUGCCGUCAUCGGUUCUGGAAUAAGCGGCAUCUCCACCGCAGCCCACCUCCUACGACAAGGUGUAAGUGCCACGGUCUUUGAAAGAUCAGGGGAGCCAGGCGGGAUUUGGAAUUAUAAAGAAACCCCUUCACCAGGCCCGAGCUACCCAAGCAUCCGCCCGUCUGCCAACGAUUAUGGCCGCUUGGCCCCUAAGCAUGAAGGGAUCAGGAGGACCGAGUCCUCCGCCGGCCAAGAUGCCCUUUCUCAUGCCCAUGAGGUCCGAGAUGGAGAUUCGCUCUUUGCACCGUCUAGUGCCUGCUAUGCGGGUCUAUACACAAACAUUCCCACCAGUCUCAUGUAUCCCAGUUUGAAAUCCUGGCCAGAGGACACCCCCAACCUAGUUCCGCAUUCGGCCGUCAAAGGCUUUCUACAAGAACUAAGUGUUGAGUCUGGUGUUAAUCAAGUCACGGAAUAUUGGACCAGAGUGGAGAGCGCAGUCAAAAAUCGGGAUGGGCAGGGUUGGCGUCUUACGACAAAAACCCUAGUUACGGACGGAGACAAGGCUGUUGAGAAGAGUUGGGAUUUUGACGCGGUGGUGGUAGCUUCUGGGCACUACAAUCUCCCCCGUGUUCCCGAUAUUCCAGGACUCGCAGAGCUUAAAGAGCUUUAUCCGGGUCGUGUCGUACACUCGAAACAGUACAGACGACCCGAGGCUUAUCGAGACAGUGCUGUUUUGAUUGUGGGGGGCGGAGUUUCUGCGAUGGACAUCAGUCGAGAACUGUCUCAUACCGCCGCUAGCGUUACUCAAAGUACUCGUGGUGGUGACUUUGAUCUUCCCGAGAGAUUGAUUCCCAAGUCUGUUAGGCGCGUUAAAGGCUUCUCCAAGUUCUCUUGGGCUACAGACUUGGCCCACUCGGGUCAGAGUCAUCGAAACGGUCCUAUCAAUGUCACGCUGAGUGAUGGAUCUGAACUGCGAGGUCUUCAUCAUGUAAUCUUGGCAACUGGUUACCUCUUCUCGUUCCCCUUUCUACCUCAAUUCCACUCCGACAAAACGCCAGCAGCGGCUGUCGACUCGAAGACGCUCGUCGGGGCAGAGGGCGACAUGGUUCACAACCUUUACAAAGACAUGUUCUACAUUGACGAUCCUACGUUGGUGUUUGUCGGCCUUCCAUACCAUGUUGUCACGUUUUCCACCUUUGAUUACCAGGCGCAAGUUGCUGCACGGGUCCUAUCCGGGCUGUCAUCCUUGCCUAGCAGAGCACAAAUGCGGUCAGAGUACAACCAACGAGUCAAAGCGAGCGGAUUUGGCCUCCGAUUCCAUAGCCAGGUCGAGGGAGAUGCUGAGCUAAGAUAUGUAAGAGAGUUAAUAGAAUUGGUAUCUCAAAAGGACAAAGGGUCAAGUGAACCUCUUAUGGCACCUAGUGACAAGUGGCUUAAGAGCUAUGCUGCAUUCAAGGCGGGAUUAAAGGGUUAA
Messenger RNA from Clonostachys rhizophaga, 1506 nucleotides. NCBI's taxonomy places the organism in Eukaryota, Fungi, Ascomycota, Sordariomycetes, Hypocreales, Bionectriaceae. The record is from the annotation of a GenBank genome assembly.